Messenger RNA from Mesorhabditis belari, 1857 nucleotides. The record is from the annotation of a GenBank genome assembly. Lineage: Eukaryota; Metazoa; Nematoda; Chromadorea; Rhabditida; Rhabditidae.
AUGGCUAUGCGAAGGCCCUCGAAUGUCGUAAAUCUCAAUCGAUUGCGGCAAUCUUUUCGAAAAGGGGCACUCCAAUUGAGCAACUCAAUACGAGAAGAGGCACGUCAAGGUUUGCAGAAAGUACGCAAAGUACCGCGAUGGGUUCGAAUUUUGAGAACGAUUUAUCACGACUACGGUCUCAAACAUAUUUGUCUAAUCUCGAUUCUCAUUUUGUAUCAAUUUUUUGGCGCUGCUGUUUUCUACUAUUAUGAGAAAGAAGCCGAUGAAAUUAGGGAGAGAAAUUGGGAAAUUGAAAUACGGGAAAAUCGUACGGUGUUGAUCUCUAGAAUAAUUCCAUUGUUGUUCAAUAACACCGAAUAUCUCUUCUUUCUCACGCAUAAUCAAACAAUAGAGGUUUCCAACAAGUUGGGCGAAGAGUUGGUGAAAUACGAAAUCCAACUCGGCAUUAAACACACCGAUCAGAAAAUCCCGUGGGAUUUCUGGAAUGCAAUGCUUUAUGCACAGACGAUUUGCACAACGAUCGGCUAUGGUCAUCUCUACGCAACAACUUUCGAAGGCCGUUUAUUCACAAUGAUCUACGCGAUUUUUGGGAUCCCUUUAGUCCUUUCAAUUCUCGAUGAUCUAGGAAAAUUGCUGACAAGAUGCCUGAAAACGCCGUGGUGGCUGGUGAAAUGCGUAUGCCGACGGGCUUUCCGUUACUGCACAAAACAAACGAUGGAUGAGAUCAAACGACUGGACGCUGAGGAUAAGAGAGAUCUCGAGAUUUUCGACUUACCGGUACCGAUUGCUAUUGGCGUCGUUGUCGCCUGGAUAUUCAUUUGCUCAGCGACUUUUUGUAUUUGGGAGAGCGAAUGGGACUAUUUUGUGGCUUUCUACUUUUUCUUUAUUUCCCUGUCGACAAUCGGUUUAGGUGAUAUCACUCCGACCCAACCGCGUUACCUCUUGAUGCUUUUUAUCUACAUCAUUAUUGGUCUUUCACUAGUUUCCAUGUGUAUCAAUUUGAUUCAGGCUAAACUUGAGCGAACUUAUGAAGCCGGUCGUAAACGUCAUCAUCCACAUUUUGAUCGGGAAGGCGGCCUUCUUUUAGAUGCCGGUAGAGUGGGCGAUGAACGACAUUUAACGAGAAGAGGAAGUGCUUUAGGAGUCUUUCGCACAUCAAGCUCCGUGAAUUCAAUGUCACGAGACGCCGUGCAGACGGCUCUUCAUGGAAAGAAGCGUUACAAUAAGACUUGCCAAACCGUUCUUUCAUUUCCAUCACCGACGAAAGGAUCUCUCGGGAUCACGAGAAGCAUACGAAAUGCAGGGAUGAAAUUCCUCCCCCGGUCUCUGUCUAUCGAUGACGUGAUGAAGCUUGUCGACACCGAGGAAGGUGACAUUUUGAUAUUAACCGAAUUGGUGCGCGAAGAAUCGGGAAUCAGCACAACAAGCAACACAAUAAGUGAUAUUAGUGGAAGUCAAAUCGUCAUAUCAAAGUCAUUUGAUGCUAAUUUCUCGACAAGUCGAGUGAUUAACGAUGUAAAACCCUCACAUCCAUCUUUGCAUGACAUUGAGGCACUAGAGGAGAUGGAAGAUCGCAUAGCGCUGAGUCAUGCAAAUCAAAUAGCAUCAACAGUGCAAUUUCGAUCAAGGUUAUCACUAAUUGCUGAGCAAAGUUCAGCCAUUGAAGAGAGUGAUGAAAGUGCUGUGAACUCGUCGAUCGAAAAAGAUCCCUUAUCCCCAAACUCAAACACCGAACCCUCUCCACCAUCCAGACGACGACCACUUGAGGCACGAAAAGCGGCUCUCAGCAACAUUUUAAAACGUAAGAGCUCGAAAGAAGGCUCCAAAAAUAGUGACCGACCAGGAACCUCGAAAAAC